Molecule: messenger RNA, 1729 nt
Organism: Parus major (Great Tit)
Lineage: Eukaryota; Metazoa; Chordata; Aves; Passeriformes; Paridae
Exons: 6
Coding region: 539-1579 (346 amino acids)
Source: RefSeq, a predicted model, not a curated record
CACUCACCGGGGCGGCCGGCGCCGCGACCUCCGCCUGCUCCGCCCGCUGCCCGCGCUGCCUCCGGCGCGGCCUGCGGGAGGCGGGGGGGGAAAAGGGGGGCGGCCGAAGCGGAGUGAGCGCCGAGCGGCCGAGAAACAAGAUGGCGGCAGGGCCGUGAGGCGUCGGGGCGGAGGCUCCGCCCUUUUUUGUCCCCCCCCUUCCCCUCCUCGGGCUGGGCCGCGGCGGCGCGCGCGGGCGCGUGACCCAGCGGGGAUCUCGCGAGAGUGGAGACUGGAAGCAGCUGAUAAUCAGAAGAAAAACCCCAAAAGCAGCCCUAAAGGAAGGGGAAGCAAAGGCUGCCUUGACAUUCCCCUCAAAUCCAUCAGUUCUGGAACAACAUCCAACUGGAGGAUUCCAUCCCAAAGAUUCUCCAGGUGCCUGCCUGGAUCCUCCAAGAUCCCUUCCCCAUGUGACAGUUUCAUCCUGUGGAUCCUCACAAUUCCAUGGAGGAACCUAAGGAAUUUAUUCCCACCCCUGGAUGGAUUUCUGUUGUUAUCCAUGGAUAUCCCUGGCAGUGCAAUCCCAGGGAUCAUCCAGGGACGUUCCUGGCUGAGCUGCUCCCUCAGCACAGGAAGAUUUUCUCCUGCCAUCCUGGAGCUUCUUCAAGCCAAGCAAAAUUCCUGCAGUUUUAUUGGAAGUCUUGAGACUGAGGGCACUUGUAAGGCAGCCAAGAGAAAUAAAAGUCGGGAUCAUGGAGUGAUUUGGGUUGGAAGGACAUUCAGGAUCAUCCAAUUCCACCUCCUUCCCACUAUCCCAGCUUGCUCCAACCUGGAAUUGAAUACUUCCCAGCACCGAGGACGACGAUCCAUCCCCACAAUUCCCUGGAAAACGCCCCAUUUAUUAAUUAAUUACCGAGCACUGCUGCUCCUGCUGCUGCCAGGCCCAGCUGUCCCAGCACCCAGCUUGGAUGCAGCUCCUCUCCAGGGAUUUCUGGACAAUCCCCCCUUGCUCCUCCUCCCGCCGGAUCCUUUUGUGCGGCUCCGUUUCCUCCCCACCUGCUCCCUUUUCCAGCCGCAAUGGAUCCAUUGUCUGGAGCUGCUCGGCUUUUCCCACAGGGAUUGCAGCUCCACAGAGCUCCCUGUCAGCCUGCCCGGAACGUGGAGGAGCCAAGGAAAACAUGAAACAGGGAAGGGAAGAAAAAAAAAAAAAAAAGGAAAGGAGAAAGUGCUUUUGCAGGAAUUUGGUGGCGCUCUGAUGAGUUUGGAUUUACCCAGCACCUUCCAACUGCUCAUCCCAUCCCUCCCAUGCUUCCCACUGCACCCCAGACCUAGAUUUGGGAGCCAAGGAUUCGUCUGGCACCAAGGAAAACCAGCUCGGAGCAGCAGAGACAAGGCUGACCCUUCCCAGCUCAGCCCCUGCCAUCCCCUGGGAUUCCUGUUUCAGCAGGACUCUGGAUUUAUCCCAAACCAGCUGUUGCUUUGGGGCAAUAAUCCACAGGCAUGGGAAAACCUGGAUAUAAAUUCUUUCUGGACAUGGACACACUUGCUUUAUGGAUCUGCAGGAAAAAGAGGCCAUUUAGGGCCAGAUUUGGGGGCCUGACCCUUUGUGCCACAUCCCACCUGGUGCCUGUCCUAGCUGGGAUGAUCCAUAGGGUAUUAAAGGAUAUCUAAGGAUAUUUAGGAAUAUGUCUAUGCCUGGACACUGAUUUGUUUAAACCUUCUGCUCUGAAAUUAAACCUCUGGGAAUAUA